AUGCUGGCUCAAGCGCUCCAAACCAUCCCCAUCACGUGGCCCUUUGCGGUCUGGGGAUUGGACAUGGUUGGACCCCUGAGCAAGGCGCCCAGGGGCUUUACCCACCUGCUUGUCGCCGUGGAUAUCACGAAAUGGAUUGAAGCAAGGCCUAUUACGACGGCCAAGUCGGCGCAGGCUGCAGCUUUCUUCCAAGACAUCGUCCACCGCUUUGGGGUGCCAAAUUCCAUCAUCACGGACAAUGGCACGAAUUUUACGGGGAAAGAAUUCCUCGAAUUUUGUGACGAUCACCAUAUCCGCAUUGACUGGGCAGCGGUGGCCCACCCGAGCAUGAACGGACAGGUCGAGAACGUGAACAACAUGGUCCUACAGGGACUCAAGCCUAGAAUCUUCAACCGGCUCAAAAAAUUCGCAGGGCGGUGGGUCGCGGAGCUCCCAGCCGUCCUGUGGAGCUUAAAAACAACUCCGAGCCAAGCCACCGGGUUUACGCCAUUCUUUAUGGUGUACGGUUCUGAGGCCAUUCUGCCUACCGAUCUGGAAUACGGCUCCCCGAGGGUGAAGGCCUACAACGAGCAGGGAUCGGAUGCCACCCUCGAGGAUGCCAUGGAUCAGCUCGAUGAGGCGCGCGAUGUCGCGCUCCUACGAUCGGCCAAGUACCAGCAGACGUUGCGUCGGUACCAUCACCACCGCGUCAGGGGGGCGUGCAUUCAACGUUGGCGACUUGGUGCUGCGGGCCCGGGCAAAAGGAGCGACCUCUCCCUCGAUCGCGUCCAGCUCCGCGUCGGUGUAAUCCGCCGGGUACCCCUGACUCAGCUCGUCAAGGGCAAUGUUGGCGUAGUGGAUGCGCGUGACGGCGAAGGCGCACUGCACUCCGAUGAAUAG
Molecule: messenger RNA, 879 nt
Organism: Panicum virgatum (switchgrass)
Lineage: Eukaryota; Viridiplantae; Streptophyta; Magnoliopsida; Poales; Poaceae
Exons: 2
Coding region: 1-879 (292 amino acids)
Biological process (GO): DNA integration
Molecular function (GO): nucleic acid binding
Source: RefSeq, a predicted model, not a curated record